This is a messenger RNA of Peromyscus eremicus (cactus mouse), 1297 nucleotides long. RefSeq lists its product as uncharacterized. The coding region runs from base 69 to 1223 and encodes 384 amino acids. NCBI's taxonomy places the organism in Eukaryota, Metazoa, Chordata, Mammalia, Rodentia, Cricetidae. The transcript has 15 exons. The record is from RefSeq and is a predicted model, not a curated record.
UUCUCUCAACAUCCAUACAGCCUAUCAUUCAAAGGGAAAGUUCGUUUGAACACACAGCAGUAGUAAGCAUGCUUGAAAGUACAAGCGAAUCAGAAGAACCAGGCAAUGAAGUACCAUCAACAGAAGAACUAACAAGGCCUGAGGAAAAUCAAAGUGUACAGUCAUGGACUACCUCUGAGACCUUUUCACAGGAGGACAAUGUGGUUCCUUUAGCUGGGACAACAAAUGAAGGACCAGAAGAUGUCACAAAUGUGGAAGUGCAAGCAGUUCCAGACAAAGGAAUGAUAUCAACAGAACAACAAAAACAUGACAGCCAUGGAAAUAGUCAUUCACUGACAACCCCUGAGACUGCUAUGUAUAUGGAAGAUGUGGUUCAUUUUUCUGUGCCUGCAGAACAAAUACUAGAAAACAUGGCAAAUGCAGAAACUAAAGCAAAACCAGACAAAGAAGUGACUUCAGAAGAAGAGCAAUCAAGGCAUUGCCACAGUGAAAGACAGUUGGAGAAGGAAGACGUAUUUCAUUUAGCUGUGUCUAUAGAACAAAGAAGUGAGAAUAUGACAAAUGGUGAAAUGGAAGAUCUAUGCAAAGAGGUAAUAUUAACAGAAGAAGAACAAAGAAGAUAUGAUAUCCAUGGGGGUGUUCUGUCACUGAUUGUCUCUGAGCUUCUUCCACAGAAGAAUGUGAUUCAUUUACCUGUGACUACAGAUCAAAGAAGAAAAAAUAAGUCAGCCACAGAAAUGAAAGCAAAACCAGACAGAGGAGUCAUGACAUCAACAGAAGAGCAAAUAAGACAUGAGAGCAGAGAAAGACUGGGGUCGCUGGCUAUUUCUGAAUCUCUUCCACAGAGGGACAAUGUGGGUCAUUUAGCUGCAAGUGAGCAGCAAAGAAAGGAAAAAGUGACAAAUGCUGAAAGAGACGUAUUUCAAAAGGAAUCCCCUACUCAGUUCAAGGCCAUUAUUGAAAUGGAAUAUUCACAUCUAAACCCAGCAAUAGAAAAGAUGACUGGAAGAACAUGUCAGCCAGCUACAAACAAAGAAAUGGCAUCUACAAAAGAGCCUAGGAGGAGCGCUAAGAAGGAAAAAGUUCCGUCUUUGAUUGUCUCUGCAACUCCUUCAACAAAAGAGGACAAGGGACACUUAGGUGAAACUGUGGACCAAAGAAUAGAAGACUAUACUAGUCUAGAAAUAAAUGGUAAAAUCUUUAUUUUAUGUGUAGCCCUUUGAAGGAAUAGUUACGUAAAUCAAAACAAUACCAGUGGAUAAAGAUAUUUGUGUAUAUCUGUCAUAGAGUAGAUUAA